AUGGUGGCACGACGCGAGUCAUGUGUGCUUGUCGCAUCUGAAGAACAUUCAGUUGGCACGCUUAUUGCUAAUGCAAGCAGCUUUAGUGGAAGCGUGAAUGGUAGUGACUUCUGCAACGGCACUGCAACCGAGAAUAUUUCUCCUGGUAUAUCGAUACAACCUACCGGCCUCCGACAACCAGAGGUUACACUAAUCAAUUCAAAAGUUGAAGGAAAUGCUUCUUCACCCCUGUCAUUACUCCCCAUCACCCCUUUAGCCGCUUCCAGCAAUUCUUCAGAGGCUUUGCCUGGAUGUCCGUCGCCCAACAGAUCAGGGCCACGCGAUGUUUCCCGUACACUGUCGCAAUCAGCUUAUGAAACAGGUUAG
Molecule: messenger RNA, 366 nt
Organism: Protopolystoma xenopodis
Lineage: Eukaryota; Metazoa; Platyhelminthes; Monogenea; Polystomatidea; Polystomatidae
Source: the annotation of a GenBank genome assembly